Messenger RNA from Pelobates cultripes (western spadefoot toad), 19929 nucleotides. The record is from the annotation of a GenBank genome assembly. NCBI's taxonomy places the organism in Eukaryota, Metazoa, Chordata, Amphibia, Anura, Pelobatidae.
AUCAGAGCAAAACCAUCACCCUCCAAAUCAAGAAUACAGGUACUAUAUAACAAACAUUGGUGUAAUUGGCAAAUGUAAUAAAUUGUACAAAUAUAAUUAUCUUGAAAAAUCCCAGCAUACCUUUCUUUUUUAAAAAUAUGACACAUUGUAUUCAAUUUUUUUUUUGCAUGCAGCAAACUGGGUUAAGCAAUUUUAAGGCAUGAUAUAUACAAUAUUGUUAUUUUGCAUGGUUUAUGAUUUGGUGUUAGUGUUUAGGUUUUUGAAGAAUGAUGAAGAUUUUUGUAAACAGUAGAUCUACUAUUAUUUGUAGAAUGCGAUCAAGUGUAUGCACUAAAAUAUAGAUCACUGGUACAGUAAUCAAAUUCAAACUUUAGGCUAACAUUUCUGAAUUGAAAACACAUCAGUCUUGUUUUUUUUUCUCAAACAAAUGUUUUGACCUAAAAAUUGAAAUUAACUUUAAAAUAUUUUUGUAUUCACACCUAUUUACACUUAAGUAAAUAACUCACCCAGUCUUAAUUUUGUCCAUAUGCGCUGUCUUUUUAUUGUGGUGCUCAGACAUAUUCAGAUUACAGUACGUUUGUGGUAAUUUUAUUUUGAAAAUUAAUUUUGUUGUUCAGAAGCUGAUGGCUUGAAAUUCUUAUGUUUUAUUUUUCACCUAAUUAACUGCUGGAUGGUUGUUUUAUCUCUUGGUGCUUUUUAAUCACAGAAGUUUCAUUCAUAUUAUGUAUCUGACUUGUCCACAAACCACGUUUUGAAAAGCAUUGUGGUACCUCAUGGGUCUGGGGCAUCCCUAGGAGACAAAGGUUAUCCAGCUGUUGCUGGAAUACAACGCAUGUGAUUGGCUGGAGAUAGUGGGAGUUAUAAUCUAACAGCAGCUAAAGGCCUGCAGCUGUCCAUCCCUGCUGUGGAGUCCGUUAAUCUUCUGCUUCAGAGCAGGUCUUUCACAUAAGUAUGCUCAGCGCAUACAUGGCUUGCAUGUAAUAAAAAUCCCCAAUCCACUGUUGUAAUCCCUGCAGCACAAGGAAGGGCAUUUUAGGAGAACAUUUGACCCACUGAUUUCAUGGGUCAUUUUGUAGAACCGAAAAAUCACUUCACAAACUAUCACAACAAAAAUGUUCUGCAGAUGCACACAACAAUAGAAAAUAUUGGUGUUACGUGUACACAGUAAUUCUGGAGCAAAAUUAUACAAGCAGAUUCCACAGCAGGAACAUUCCAUUGGUUUCCAUGGUGAGGACCAGUUUUUUGUGUCCCUGAGUUGUUCAUGUACAACUGCUAGUUCUCACAUGAAGUAAUUCUUUGUAGAUAAGUAUGUGUCUAGUCAUGCGUCUGUGGAAAUGGGAAUGGGCCUGCUUACUGCUGCAACCACAUGAUGUAGCACAUCUUACAUGAUGGGCAGUGUGUAUACGGAUGACCAUGAAAACACCUUAUGGCUAGUCCACCACAUUUAGAUAAUAUGUCUGAGCUAUGAGCUUGCAGCAGAUAUAAGUUUAAAGGGUUAUUCACUAAAGUGAGAAUUCAAAGUGGAUUCAAGGAGAAUUUAAAAUUUUAGGGCAAAGUAGCCAAACGGAAAGCAUAAGUGAGUUAAAGAUUGUUUCUAAUUGGCUAUUUUGGCCUUAAAAUUAAAAUUCAAUUAAAAUUCUAAGUUCCGUAAAGAACCCGCUUAAAUAGUAGUUUCAUAUAUGUUUUUAAUUGAUCCCUAUAUGUAUGAAGAUGAGUUUGGGGCAAUGUGGAACUUGGAGUGACCUUUGGUUUCCAUGGUCAGUGCGGGAAAUGCUACUUUUGCUUUUCAUACAAGAUGGAACACUGUAUUGAUCAUUUCUGCUCUUACAAAGUUUUGGAUCACCCUACAGUUUAAUAUAACAAAUCCUAAUGCUUAGUUUUAGCAAUUGAACUGAAUAAUAAUGAACAAACAAUGUACAACAACACACACACAAAAAAAAAUUAAUUAAUAAAUACUCGUAUAAAUUUCCCAUAUUUGCUGGAAAUCUGCAUAUUUUGAGGGGGCCAGUAAGUGGCUGUCCUGUAGUGAUUAUGGUGCCAUGAGACCUCCAGCACCUUCCCACAGUAAGUAGUCAAGCUGUUAUUUUGAAUUGAGUGCCUCUGUUCCGGCCUUGUCUUCAGAUAUAUAUAAAUCAGAAGUUUCUCGUCCACAUUAGAGAUGUCAAGUUAAUCCUAAUUUGAAAGGAAAGUAUGACCUGAGACUAUCAAAUGACACUCACAGACCGUUAAUUCCAUCCAAACACAGUUGGAAUUGGAACCACUAAAGUGGAAGUAGUGACGUCUGCAUUAGCAAUAUAGUCUAGCCCAGGGGAGGUUUUAGAGCAUAUGAAAAUAGUAUGACUACUUAUCCUGGGAUGGUGUCAUAGAUGUCCUGGUACAAUAACCACUUCAGUGUGCUGCACUUGUUAUGGUGCUUAGGCUAAAGCUCUUGAUGCUUUGUAUGCAUUUUGCUACUUCAUGCCUUUCCUGAGCUAUACAAUCAUCCUUAAGGGAGGGGGAAUUAAAUGGAAAAUAUUCUGAUUUCAAUGCAAACCUGGCUCAUAAAACAGAACUGUAUAUAUUAAAAAACUUGAGGAUGAAUUGCUAUACAGUAAAGUGUGAUGAACUGAUCAAACUGCAAAUUAUUUGACAGAAGGCAAAAGCUGAUUCAGGAGCGUUUCUAUCUUAGCUAUAUAUGACUCACUUCAUUUAAACCCUUUCCAUCAUCUAAUAGUAUAUUUCUUGCCACAAGCUCUGUCUCAAAAUAUUGUUUAGACUAUUGCUAGACUAAUUGUGUCACUGAAAUAAAUGAUCUACAAAUAGAAACUUAGUACACAAUCAUGAAAUAAUUAGAAUUCUUAUUACAAUAUUAGUAAAAAAAAAUAAAAUAAAAAAAUAGAUAAAAUUGCGCAUUUACAGAAAGAGUAAAUAUGUAAAUUUUUCACAAUAAUUGUGAAAAAGGCACUCUUUAAAAAUAUUAUACAACAUGGAUAAUGCAAUUAUUAUGUUAAAAAACACACCAGAAUAACAGAAGGUAAAAAAAAUAUACUCAUAUUUGAAGUUGCCUCAUUUGCAGGCAGUCCUGUCGAAUAGAGGCUAUAGGUGUCUAAUAUCUAAUAUUGGGUAUGGAUAAAGGCCUGACUAGCAGAUUUCAAAGCUGUAUAUGCGCAACUUCUUUCUGCUUAGAGCAAGGGUUUAUGGCACUUGAAGUUCAGUUAUCAGCUUUCUAGUUACAAACUAAGUUAGCUCUAUCAACUUCCACAGACCCAACUAGAAAUUACAACUGUGUUAUUGGAGACACAUUGUCUUUUGGGAAGGAAGAGUAAGAGAGUGGCAUCAUAUACCCAAUACAGUAACCAGUAAGAAUUAAGUAUUUUUGUAUGGAGGGUAAAGAAAAGUUUAGAAGGGGUAUCGUUAAGAUGGUGAAUGCUGCAAAACUGUUUUUUCUUUGUAAAACAAAAAUAUACAUAGAACCGAAAAUGGAAAAUACAGCUACUUAUUUAGAACAAAAAGUAUAAAAUACAUAAAAGUUGUUUUGGUGUCUGGAGUUUCCCUUUAAGUUCAUCUCUUAUAAUAGAAGAGUUAUAUAGGAGGCUAAUGUAUCCAACACCUAAUAAACUAGGUCCAGUCACCAGCAAUUUUUAUGACUAAUUUUAGAAACUUAUUUAUUAAGAACAUUUUUUUUAUCUUCUGAGUCUGUAUUCAUAUUAAAUAUUUUACUAACCAGCUGGAACAGUUUGCCUUUAUUUAGCCUCUGUGCUUUCCAGGCUAUGGUACAGUGAUUGAAAUGAAUGAUCAUUUGUUGAUCUAUGUAUAUUCAUCUGCUGCUGCAUUACAUCUUAUGUAUUUUAUAGUAGUUUGAAUAUAAAUGGUGCUCUGCAAUUGAGUGUUUUGAUUUAUUUGUUAAGCUGUUUAGUUUUUUUUUUCUCUUCUUAUGCUUAGUAUAAAGGGACAUUUAUCCUCACACGUAGAGAGCUUCUUUUGUUUUUACUUAUUUUUCUUAUAGGAAUUUGCAGCCUUCCCAUUAUUUAUUUGUUUGACAUGUACAUUGAGGCAGUAGUUUAUUAGCUAUAUUUACCAUUUGUCCAGUAGAACCACGUAUGGGGCCAUUCUGCACUGGUAUGUCUAGAAUGGCACUUCAUUAUAUGCCUACCUCUAUUAUUUAUUGUAAACUCUUUUGUUAAAAGAACACUCUUACUGAAUUCACAUACCCAACAACACUGGACAUAGGUAAUUUUAAUUAUUGGAUCUAUGUUAACUGGAGUCCCUAGUGGUGUGGACAUUACAUAAUGUAAACAGUGCACAGUUUGCAAAGCUGCAGGGACAAUGCUAUGCCUCCAAAUCACUUACUUAAGAUUUAAUGAUUUUGGUGCGCAGACUGCCCCUUUAAUCUGUCAUGCUGUAUUCUAAUCUCAAUACUUAGAUGUUUUUAUAAAGAGACAUAGUGGUUAAAGACCAAUAUAUCCUUUUACAAAGGUGGUCCUCCCAUUACAAUACAGUGUGAUGCCAUGGAUUAAAUGGGAAUUCAGUAUUGACACACAUGCUUAGUUAUGAAGAAGGCUUUGGUAGGUGAUGUUGCUUCUAAGAGCAUGUUUCAUUGUGAUUUUCCUGUUAUUCCAAUACAUUAUUCUUUUUACCAUGGUCUCAUAGCAGUCAAGUAAUUAAGGACACAGGCGAUGGAACAUUUAAAAUGAGAAAUUACAAUGCAUUAGCCCCUGACAAAAGGUUAGGCAGAUCCAAUUAUAGCAUGAUGGCUCUAGCACAACUUCUGUAAAAAAGCAGUUAAAUUAAGUUGCUGACUAUUUUAUUAAUUCCUUAUAGAUUAUUUAUUUAAAUAAAAUAUUUAUGUUUUCUAAAUACAGAAUGUAAGUUCAUUUAACAUUUCCAUGGUGCCUUAAAGGACCACUAUAGUGCCAGGAAAACAUACUCGUUUUCCUGGCACUAUAGUGCCCUGAGGGUGCCCCCACCCGGCUCUGGAAAGGGGAAAAGGGGUAAAACUUACCUUUUUCCAGCGCUGGGCGGAGAGCUCUCCUCCUCCCAUCCUCCUCUUCUCCUCCCCGUCAGCUGUAUGCGCACGCGCGGCAAGAGCUGCGCGCGCAUUCAGCUGGUCACAUAGGAAAGCAUUCAUAAUGCUUUCCUAUGGACGCUGGCGUGCUCUCACUGUGAAAAUCACAGUGAGAAGCACGCAAGCGCCUCUAGCGGCUGUCAAUGAGAAAGCCGCUAGAGGAAAUAGGGGAAGGCUUAACCCAUUCAUAAACAUAGCAGUUUCUCUGAAACUGCUAUGUUUAUGAAAAAAUGGGUUAACCCUAGCUGGACCUGGCACCCAGACCACUUCAUUAAGCUGAAGUGGUCUGGGUGCCUAGAGUGGUCCUUUAAGUGCAAUAUGUAUAGAGGACCUAUUAGAUAAUAGUCCAACAAAUGUUGGUUAUUGGUUGUAUAUUUGUAACCUAAAAUAAUGCACCUCAUAUGUGAGACUGUCAAGGCACAGGGGACAGUGCUUGCAUGUAACUUUUUUCAACUUUUGAUUGUUUUUUACAUUUACUUUGCUGCACAAUUCAUUACAGAAAAAUGGUUAAUUCAUAUUCACUGUGGUGAGUAAAAAGUGUUAUGUCACCAACUGAGAUGUGCCGGGUUCUCAUCGUGCCUCAAUAAAUUAGGUAGCUAAAGUUGAUCAAAUGUUCUACCAAUGACCAUGUUGCAAUAGCUAUACAAGUUUUGCACAGGGGCAGGUUAACAAGAUGUAGGAAUAUAUCCACAAAAGUCUAACAUAUUUAAAGUCAGAUAAUGUCAGUUCACAUGGCUUAAUACUGGCACACACUGAUGCUAUUUACAAGAUCCAAGUAUGGGAAGAGAAACAAACAUGACAUCAUCUAAAUGUAUAGGGAGAGAAGCAAACAUGACAUCAUCUAAAUGUAUAGGGAGAGGAACAAACAGGACAGCAUCUAAAUGUAUAGGGAGAGAAGCAAACAUGACAUCAUCUAAAUGUAUAGGGAGAGGAACAAACAGGACAGCAUCUAAAUGUAUAGGGAGAGGAACAAACAGGACAGCAUCUAAAUGUAUAGGGAGAGGAACAAACAGGACAGCAUCUAAAUGUAUAGGGAGAGAAGCAAACAUGACAUCAUCUCAAUGUAUAGGGAGAGGAACAAACAUGACAUCAGCUAAAUGUAUAGGGAGAGGAACAAACAUGACAUCAGCUAAAGUCACAUUAAGCUGCCCUUGCCGUUACUGUCCCCUAUUCUUGAUUUGGUGCAAGUCAAUACUUGAAAAUAAGUGAACAAACUAACCCUUUUUUGUUAAAAAAAAAUAUUUUAAAUAAUUCUCUGCUAGUGCUAUGGAAAAGCAGAGAUUUUUUAUAUCCCUUUUGAAAAUGUAGCACUUCGGUAAUAAGCAACGUAACGUGAACCUUCUAAAUCGAAAACUUAAUGCGAGCUUUCUCUAAAUUUCUAACAAGUGAACAGUUUAAUUGGAGAUCACUAUGGGAAGAUUAUGUGUGGUCUUGCACAUAACUACCCUUCAGACUCCCCCCACUACCUCUUUAGCAUGCUCUCCAGGCAAAUGUUUACUUUAACCCCCUCAAUUUUUUUCUGCAUCACCUCCUUUCUGAAAGAGACACAUUCUUCUUAUUGUGCUAAAAAAUGUCCCUGUUUCUUGAUGCUGUGCCUAAAUAGAUCUUGCAACAAAUGUUACAAAUACCCUUAGAGGUACCAAGCCUCUUUGGAGUCCCAAUAUCAUUUUAAUGCAUAUCUGGGAAUACAUAACUAACACAACAUCAAAAUUUAAAAAAUGAGUUAUAAAAAGAACUGUUCACAAACUUAUAACAUGUACCUCGUUAAACUAUAUCAUGACAACUGGACAUAUUUGAAAACACAGUAAGUUGAUUACAAAGAAAAACUGUAUGGCAAAAUGUUCAAAGUGUAGCAAUCAGCAGACGCAUUCAUUAGGUUUGCAUGGUGACUGCUGCACUUUUAGAAUUUCACCCCAGAAUUACACUUCAUGUUCUAAAAGUGGAGCAGUUGCCCUAGGAACCAGUGGAAUGUUUCUGCUGAGAGCUUUGCCCCAGAAAUACUCUGUAUGCAUUACCCUGUCCUCAUGGCAGUGGUUGUUAUUAUAAAACAAAUAUAUAAAUAUAGAAUACUCCAAUCCCUAUUUCAUAUUGCAAAUGGUUGAAAUAUAUUAAAUCCUACAAAAAAACACCCCCUCCAUUUUAAUCUUUACAUACCCAUCCCUAUAUACACACAGGAUAUGUAUUUAUUCAUGUAAUCUAUUUGACCACAAAAUGGUUGUACAUAGGCAAUUUGCUAAAUUGAGGCAGCAAAUGGUUAACCGAACUGAGAAUAUUGUGUCCAGUACAGCCUGCCUGCAAAAGAGAACAGUCUUUUUUAUUUCAGCAUACAUGACAAUGUGUUCACUAUACCAACAGCAAACAAUCACAGUGCUUCAUGAGAAAAAAAAAGCUCAAAUAACAGGUUUUUGUUUUUUCAUUGAGUCUGAUGUAGGGAAGAAUAGAACUGUCACUUUGUAUGAGUGCUGUUUACACUUGCCCUGUCACUACAGCACAUGACAGGACUGUGCAAUCCUGAAGAUCACGGCAGGAGUGCAGUACAGUCCCACAGAACAGGGCUAAGAGAAUGGCUCCCAAUUAGUGAAAGAGGGCUGUGUGAAUUUGCCUCUUUGUAGAGAACUGUUGGAGAACAGAGACUUCUGGGAACAGUCACACCAAAUUUGGGGUACUGUUAGUGAGGCAUUAACCAUUUCAGUGUUGGAAGUGAAUAAUGCAUAUAGAAAAAGUAGUGAACCACCACUCAUGGUGCCAUUUCUCCUGUUGUCAUUUGCAAAUGCAAGGUGAGUGAGAUACCUGUAUAUAGAUAUAUCAAUCAGUUUUUUUCAAUACUGCUGUCUGGUUUUAUCAGUUGCCAAAAAUAUUGCGCUGCAUUAUUCAUCGUACAGGUCAAUACAGGAGAUGUGAUGCUAUAUAUGGGAGCAGUAAAUAUUAUUUUAAAACACACAGAUACAGAGAAAAAAAUACAAUCUAAAGUACAAAGUGAAAUCAGCCCACUCAUUAAUGAAGUAAUUAUUAGACUUGUGGAUUUCGUUUUGGUCAAACUGAAAUUCAUCUGAAUUGCGUUUGCUUCAAGAUUCAAAGUUCAGUCCUAUUCGCCCAAAAAAUGGUUGAUUGGAAAAAAAAUAAUUGAUGGCUAGGGAGCUGCUAGUACAUGUUGGUUUUAUUUACAGAUCAAUUGACAAGUGGCCGAUAGAGGGUAGCAGUAAAAAUAUUUAUAUAUUAUAUAUUUAAUAAAUAUAUGUAAUAUAUAAAUAUAGAUUUUUGUUUACUGCUCCUUUUUACCUAAUUUGGUUACUUUUUCUAAAUUGACCUGUAAGCCAAAUGGCAGGAAAUGUGCCUACCAUAACAUGAUAUUUAUAUUAUUUAUAUAUUUUGCAAUACAUUGACUGGCCCAAUUUUGAACCCUUUUUCUUUGUCCAAAUCAUUUAUCCAAAAAAUUUAGUUUGACAAUAUUUGGAGAUGCCAAAUUGUCAAAAGGUCCUAAACCGAAUUUCAUUUUUAGAAAAUUUGAUUCGACUGAACCACAUUUUUCUUACGGUUUCUAGAAAGUAUAAAAUAAAAAUUAGACAAAAUCAGAAGAAAAUAUUCUAGUGUAGCAACACGGAAUUAAAAUGUUGACUUAUUAAUUAAAUGUAUUUACCCUGGACUUUGGUGCAAUAGCCAUGGGGUAGUGGUUUUAUGUGAAAUCUUAGUAAACCAUAGCAAGCUACAUUUUGAUCUAUAACAUGUUCAAGUUAGUUCUAAAGUUCUGUAAUUAGGACUCAAAAAUUUAAAUUCUGAAUCACAUGGCUUCAAGAGUAUAAGUCAAGUCUACACUGGGAUUUAAGUACUGCGACCAACAGAAAGGUUGAAUGUCUCUGUCAGGCCCAUGCCUUCAAAUGUGUAGGAGAAAAAUAUAUACACUGUAUACACACACCUCUUAAUUAUUGAAUUCAGGUGUUUCAAUAAGACCCAAUGCCACAUGAGUGUAAAACCAAGCAUCUAACCAUGUAGUCUGUAUUUACAAACAUUUGUGGGAAAAAUUGGUUGUUCUGAAGAGCUCAGUGAAAUCAAGUGUGGUACUGUGAUAGGAUGCCACCUUUGCAAUAAGUUAGUUUGUGAAAUUUCAUCCCUGCUAGAUAUUCCAUGGUCAACUGUAAGUGGUAUUAUUGGAAAGGGGAAGUGUUUAGGAGCAACUCUGCCAAGUGUAACUCUGCCAAGUUACAGAGCGGGGUAACGGAGUGCUGAGGCUAUGGUGCGUAAAAGUCCCAACACUGCUGAUUCCAGACUUCCACUCUCAUUAAUAUCAGCUAAAAAAACUGAGCGUCAUGAGCUUCAUGGAAUGGGUUUCCAUGGCUGAGCAAGUGCAUGCAAGCCUCAGAUCACCAAGUACAAUGCCAAGCGUCGGAUCAAGCCACCACUUGUCUCUGGAACAGUGGAAACGUGCUCUGUGGAUUGACAAUCAUGCUUCUCUGUUUGGCUGUCAGAUGAGCGAGUAUGGGUUUGGUAGAAGUAAUGAGUGUUAUUUGUCUGACUGUACUGUGCCAACUGUAAAGUUUGGUGGAGGACUGAUAAUGGUAUGGGGCUGUUUGUCAGGGAUUGGGCUUCCAGUGAAGAGAAAUCAAAAUGCUUCAGCAUACCAAGACAUGGGCAAUGCUAUGCUUUGUGGGAACAGUUUGGGGAAGUCCCUUUUCUAUUCCAGCAUGACUGUGCCCCAGUGCACAAGGCGAGGUACAUAAAGUCAUGGUUGGGUGAGUUGUGCGUGGAAGAACUUGACUGGCCUGCACCAAGCCCCACAACCAUUGGAGUGAACUAGAAAAGAGAUUGCAAGCCAGGCCUUCUUGUCCAACAGCAGUGCCUGACCAUGCAAAUGCUCUACUGCAUUAAUGGGCAAAUAUUCAAACAGAAACACUCCAAAACCUUGUGGAAAGCCUCACAGAAGAGUGGAAACUGUUAUGGCUGCAAAGGGAGGAUUAACUACAAAUGAAUGUUUAUGUAUUUAGAACAGGAUGUCAUAAAAGGCCAUGUGUACCAAUACAUUUGUCUAUAUAGUGCAUUUGUCAUUUUGGUUUCUAGGUUAGAGGGUAUCUUUUUAAUUCAUGUGCUAUUGGAUGAUAUACGUAUUGCAGAUCAUAACAAACUACUACUUACUACAAUGCUGAUAUGCUGGAUUAAGUAUAAAUAGUAAUGCUAAACUAAAGAACUAAAGUUCAAAGUCAGUCAGCAAGAAAAUUGUGGUUGAUCACUUGAAAAGGUAAUUCUUUUUUACAUAUAGUUUAUUGUGUGCCUUCAGUCCAUUAAGAAUCUGUAUUCUUACCGUUUUAGUGUCUGUAGUUAGAUAAUCCCUCCUGUGUAGGAUUUUUACUGCCUCCUUCAUGGCAUGGCCCCUUCCAAUGCUCUUCCUAGAGGAGAAUUGGGUACCUAAUGUGCAUGUGCCACAAAUGCAUCUAAGUUUCCCCAUAGGAAAGCAUUGAAUCAUUGCUUUUCUACAGGGGCUUCCACAUAACGAGUUUUUCUCGGUCAGUGCCACAAUAGUGCCUCUAUUUAUUUAUUUAAAAUGUAUUAAUCUGAUUAUUUUGGAGCUGAAAGGUUCAUUCAUAUUGUUUAAGCAUUUUGUUCAACAGUAUUACAAUCAUAGCACAAGGCAGCAGUAGAGGCAUACUAACACAAAAUACCAAAACGCAUUUCUCAAAACCCCAAAAUCUUUCAAUUAAUUUAGGAAUAAUGCUAAUCAAACAUGAGAAAUUAUCUGGCAAGGUCAACAGAGAAAAGCUGUUAAGGUCACAUUCAGCCACUCAGCUGUGCAACCAGCAUAUUUCUGUUUAAGCUACUGAUUCAUAUAAGCAUAGUUAACAUAUUCAAAAUAAUUAUAUAUAUAUAUAUAUAUAUAUAUACAUACAACAUACAGGGUUUCCUUGCACUCACGCUUGUAGACAGUUGUAAGCCGGGUGCUUGUAAUCCAGGGAAAAAUUGCAUAUGGUGAAGUAGUGAUCAGCACUCUCGGACUUUUGUUGAGUUUAAAACUUACAGUUUAUUGAAAUUCCAUUUAAAAGAUCAACGUUUCAGUUCCUAUCUGGAACUUUCAUCAGGAUCAAACAUGAGAUAAGAUGUUUGAUCCUGAUGAAAGUUCCAGAUAGGAACUGAAACGUUGAUCUUUUAAAUGGAAUUUCAAUAAACUGUAAGUUUUAAACUCAACAAAAGUCCGAGAGUGCUGAUCACUACUUCACCAUAUAUAUAUAUAUAUAGUAAAUAUUAAAUUGUUCACCAGGAAUGUGUCUACUAUGCUGCAGAUAAACUAACACAGUAUAAAACAUAUGACAUAAACCACCCAAUAUAAAUGUAUACAAAGUUGCCGCAUCAGUGAUUGAGGUGAUAAUCAGCUGACAUACAAUAAUUCCAAAAUCAAGUAAUGAGUUCCUUGACCAGUCUGAUAUGUUUCAGAUAUGUUCUCUCUGUAAUGGCACAAGAUAAGCUAAAACCAGCUUGAGUUCUGAGCGGGGACCCACCGAAGGGCAGGCUAUUUCAGCUGCUGUCCGUUCUCAGAAUACUCUUGCUACCCGUUUUUUGCUCUCAAGUAAUGAGUUCCUGUUCAUUCAGGAUACAGGUUCCUAAUUUAGAAUUAUUGCACAAUAUUUGUAUUAGUAGCUGUAUACAUUUUGUUCACAGAUACGGAGACUAUAUUACAUUACGAUCCAGUUUCUGAUAAAAAAAAUAUUUUAGUUGUAUGAGGAUGCAUAAUCUUAACCAAUGUGAUUAUCUGCAUAGUUGUCCUAAAGAUAUGCCAAAUACCAAUUUGUAGCAGAACAAAGGACCAUAUUAACAGUUUGCUUUAUUUUGACAAUAAUAUAAAUAUCCCUCUUGAAUAGAUGAUUUUACAAGCAAAAGUUACAAAGUUAUCCACCGAUCUAAAUGGACUGUUUAAGCACUUACAUUUAAAGACUUUUGCUAGGAAAAUGACCGAUGACAGGAGGUGUACGAUGAGAAUCUGACUCUUAACACCCCCAAUAUGAUCUUUCCAUUUGUUUAAACCAAAUUCUGAACUAGGCCUUUCAGGCCAGUAGACACCAGGCGAGUGGCAGAUGGCACUUUUUUUGUACGUUGCUUGUCUCCUGUCAUUCGGAUAAAUUAAUGCAGGGUCUGCAAAUAGGGGCAGGGAAAAGAGGGGGUGUGUAUGGAGGAGGGUGAAGAAAAAGAAAAAAAAAACAAUUAAGCUAAAAAACAAUAGAGACACGUGCCAGCCAGCUCUAGCCGUUUGUAGACACAAUGGAGCAAUCGUCUUUCAAUAACAGAACCAACUGUUGCAAGCCUGCUAGCUCUGUCCAGCUUUCAAAUGAUGGUGUUUGAUCUUGUUUGUUUAUGAUUGAGCCAAUGGGAGAGAUGGAAUAGGGGUCAGCUGGCCCUUUCUUCCUGUCAUUACAGUGCUUCACCCUACAAAUUAAGAAAGGGGCAUUGUAUAAGACAUAGACACUGCGGACUGUUUGACUGCAGUAGCAGGUGCAUAGCAUGCAGAUAAAAUUUAUAUAUAUAUAUAUAUAUAUAUGUAUAUAUAUAUAUAUAUAUAUAUAUAUAUAUAUAUAUAUACACACACAGAAAUAUCUUGAUGAGUUCAUGGUGGAGAAAGGAAAAUGUGAAUUGGAUUGUGGAAACAAAAAUAUAAUUAAAAUGAAAAAAACACAUUUUGAUUGCAUUUGAUUUUUACAAUAUUAAUAUGUAACCAGUUACACAUACAUAUAUACAUGCGCAUUUAUAUUAGUUAGUUUAAUGCUUACUAAAACGAGAGAGAGAGAGAGAGAGAGAGAGAGAGAGAAAAAAAAGAAAAAGAAAGAAAGAACACUCAUGCUUUAAUAUUGAAGCAGAUUUAAGCAUUAAAUAGAGUGGAUCAACGUUUCAGUCCUGUAACAAACAUUUCAUUUUGAGUACAUAUGAUUCACUGGACAAGUCUUAUAAGUGCUCUUCAUUAUUUUUCUAUUCGUUAACCAGAAUUUUUUAGAACCAACACAAGUUACUCUUUUGUGCAGACAUUGAGUGUGGAAUGCCCCUUGUGUAUCAUUUGUUGUGUUCCUUACAGGGCAUUAUUGUCAUACUUCAGCAUUUUCCCCAAAAAAUACAAAAUACAUAUUUACAAAGUGUAGAAAAAAAAAACCCAAAAAAACUAUUUCUUUGAUUAAUUGUUCUACUAUAUCAUCUAGAUAUAAAAAAAAGUGAUUUGCUUGAAUUUCCAUGUGAAACCAAUACGAUCAUUGCUAUUUAAUAUACAUUCGUUAAUCCUAGAAUUAGUAGUUCUUCAACAUUUUGUGACAUAGAUGAUCUGUAUGGCAUUAGCUUGGGGAACCAUGUUAAUAUAAUAAAUUAUAAAAUAUGUUUUAAAAAUAACUUUCAUUAGACUGCUAUCAUUAUGUCGAAGGUUUCCAUUGCAUCAUAAAAGCAGUGAUGCUACAUUCAAACAUUUGUGAACAGACACCGGGGGACCAGGAUUAACAUGGAUUGACAUGUUCCAAGCAAUAUCGACACACUAACAUAGAACAGGGCUCUAAUUUGUAGUAUUAACCCAGUGAUUAAGUACCACUGAUCUGAAUGAAGGCCAGCUAUCACAGAAAAUAUAGUUUAAAAAAAUUCUGCAGACAUGGCUAUGCAUCUUGCAAAAUUACUUCACAAACCUUUUAAGUACCAAUAUUAUCAAUCAACACAUUAGGGCUCAAAAACUGAAUGGCUUCUCCUUUUUUAAUAGAGGCCCUUGUAUUGUCACAUGUAAAGUGCAUGUAUCUGCCAAUUGUAUUAUUAAUUUUUAAGUAGCAAUAUAAAUAACACUAGUCUGUACAAACAGCUAUGUGGCACAAACCCAAAUGUCCCAUGGUUACAACCAUAGAUAACAUUGUAAACAAUAUCAUUUGUUGGCAACACUCACUGCCUUAAACAAACAAGGAAACUAUAACAGAAGCAUUCAUCUUGACUUCUAUUAUAUAACGAGUACUCCUAGAAUUAUUAAUGCACAAUUAUACAUUGAUUGGUAGCAGUCAAACUACUAUUGUUCUGUAAAACUACUGCCCUUUAUGAGGAUUUUUAACAUUGUAGAAUAAUGGGAAGAUAUAACCCGUGGAAACAAAGAUGCUGGUAGAUAUCAAAACGCAUGUCAAUAAUAUUUUGACAGAGAAGGGUUUGAAACAUAAAGUGACAUUCCAUCUGCUAUCAAUAAAUACGGGACAACCUUAAAACAGUAGACUAGAUCCUCAAUGACCUUCCAUGUUUCUCCCCACAGACUAAUGACGACAGACCCCAACCAAAUACGAGGGGACGAUCUUCCCAAUGACCUGCAAUCACUGUCAUGGCUGACUUCUGUAGAUGUCCCCAGGUUGCAGCAGAUGACAAGUGGAAGAAUGAACUACAGCCUCACGUCAGAGAAUUCAGUAAUGGACCAGCAAGGUGAGUACAGAAGUUAAUCGAACAUAAAUACCCGCUGGUUUAUGGUAAAUUCAAAAACACAGACCAUAGAUAAAGCAGGGAGCUUCUGAAAACUAUCACAUUGAUGUUAUAUAUCUCAUUUUUUGUAGCAUGUUGUUGUAUAAUUGUACAUUAUUAAAACAACGCUACCAAACUUCCCGGUAUCAUAACGCCUCUAUGCUUGCUGCUUACACAAUAGCCAGUAUCCCUGGUCUUACAUGAGAGUGUAGUAAAUAAAGUGCUCACAGUCUCAGAUGCUUUACCAGGACAAUUCAUCUCAUGUGUAACAAACAUAAAUAUGAGCAAGCAGUGAUUCUCUGUUAGUCUUGCCAAGCAUUCCUUUAAAACAAAUGUCGUUAUUUUCCAAUUAUGAGUUUAAAUUUCAGUAAACAAAACUCAGCAAAUCUGCUCAUACAAGCCAUGGGUUAUAUCCAAUAUCUGUCUGCGGGUUUCAUAUUUAUCAAGAAGUACAAAACACGUAGAUGGGCAUUGGAUGUAAUCCAUGGCUUUGUGGGAACACUAUUGUUGCGUUUUGUAUGCUGAAAUGUUAAAAACGUAAUUGGUAAAUAAAGAUGUGUUUUAGAGCUUGGCAUGUGUAAAACUAUAUAUAUAUAUACACACACACACACUAUUUAUGUGUACCUUAUUGAUUUGUACAUUAACAUGUUUUCCUGUUCAUAGGUCAUCAUAUAUCAAGCAAUGUCCACUCUCCUGGUGCCAUGAUUCACGUACCAGCAAGCAUGCAACAAGGGAUUAUGGGUCUGAACACUAUGACAUCUCAUGGAUCCACGGUAAAUCAUUUAAACGUGUGAUCUGAAAAAUAGCAACAACAUGUAAAUAAAGAUGCCUUUUGUUAUUCUGCAACUUUAUCAUUAUGUCUUUACUUCCUCAUCAUCAGAUUAGCCAGUAUAAUAUGGCUGGACAUUUGUCUCCAAGUCUGCAGUCUCAGCAAUCUAUGUACCAGUCUCAUACUCAUCAAAUCUAUGCACUUUCUCAGGAAUCCCAACAGGUAAAGAACUUUUUCCUAUUAGUUUAUGGUUUACAAUCACAUUUGUUAAGCUUAUAAACAACCAGUUAAAAGAAAAUUCCAAGCACCUUAACCACUACAGCAUAAAUAUUCAAACUAUUUGCUAACAGUUUGACAACUUACCUGGGGUCCAGCAGUGCCGGGCUUAGCUUAUUGGCUGAGAGAGAUCAAUUGAACCGCUUAGCGUUUUAAUUAGAGAUUAGCUAAUGGAUGCUCAGUGUAGGAAGUGUCUGGCAUCUGGCAGACCCAAGAUAAGUUGUCAAACUGUUUUUUAAAUAGUUUGACUACUUACAUUGGGUAGCACCAGGGUGCCCUUUGCACCAUAACCACAACAGUACAUUGUAGUAAUUAUGCUUCUUGGAGUGUACCUUUAAAGCAAAAGAAUGUAAUAUACUGAUAGACUAAUAGACUGAUAUACACUAGAGUCAGGAUGAAAUUUAUAUCCAGGUAGCAGCUUAAUGUUUGAGCCAGAUAGCCUUCUGUGUAAACCUUACAUCUGUUAUUUCCAAGUCAUUAUUGAAGAAGCAUGUCUAGCUUACUGAUUAUGUUAAAUUUACACUAAUCCGCACCUCGAAUCAGUUUUCAUUUUUAGCACUGGAUAGUUUGCUUUUCUCUUUAAAAUGACCUGUGUCUUGCUUAGGACUUUAAAUCCUGAAGGCAGACUCCAGACCUCUUUAGCAUUUUAGCUUGCUUAAGUGCUUAAUGUAUAAAGAGUGUGUCCUUUUUUUAAAUGAGAAAAAAAGUGCAGAUUUCAAUAGAAAUUGGCAGUUUAUAAAUUAACCUGGUUACAUACCCUGGUUUUCUAUCAGACAACAGGUCAUUUUACCUCCUGGUUUGGCUAGUUCAGUGGAACUAAACUCAAGAGGCAGCAAUUGCCCAGAGUACCUGCCUUGCAAAGACUUCUCAUUGAAAGUCUGAGCGGGGUCAGAAGAGGAGGGUGUGCAAAGGCUGCAGGCAAGAGAACUGCAGGUUUUGCUAGCUACUUUUAGAAAUACCCCCAAUGAACAAAUGCAUAAUUUUAGGCAGGCAUGUUUUCAUUGGGGCAUAUUUACUAAGUAGUGAUUUAAAUUUUUUUUUUUUAAGUGUCCAUUUAAUAAAUAAUGUGAUACUUUAAUGUAUUAAUGAGCAGAUUGUAAAUAUAAGGAAAAUGUAAGGAAGAGCAGUGUUGCUGGGGUGCAGAAUUGGCAGUGGUGUCUGGUAUAAAACACUGGUAUGGUCAUGAGCAUGUCCUGAAGUGAGGUGACAUUGGGGACCAAGUAAUGUGAGGUUUUAACAGGGAUAGAGAGUAAUGCAGGAUUUCCAGCUAACCUCAGACUCUGAAUGUGGUUGAUUCCAGUGUUCUCCAGCCGGUUUAUACAGUAACUCCUACACAACACAGUCUCCGUACUCACAGCCACGCCUGGCGGCUCACUCUACCCAGGACAUACACCCCAAGAACUACCCCAAACCCAUCUACUCAUACAGGUAUCUAACUCUUCAAGUGAAAGUGUCAGAAUGUAAGCCUGUCAUUGGUACUAACAACUCACUAUGCACUUUUAUUUAACCUGCUUUUCUAUUACAGUUGCCUAAUCGCUAUGGCCUUGAAGAACAGCAAGACUGGCAGUCUACCUGUGAGCGAGAUAUACAGCUUCAUGAAGGAACAUUUUCCUUACUUUAAGGUAAUCUAGAAUAGUUUUUUUUAAAUCGUAAUAGAUGCCUCUUGGCAUGAGACAGGCUGGCAUGCUGAUGGAUGUCUCUCACCUCCUUAGAAUGUCACUGAGGGCAUUUUUACCAUUUUAUUUGACUCCAAAUAUUCUGUUAUGAUUGGAGCAUAGGUUUAAGAUAAAACCUGAUAUACCACAGCGAAUAAAAUUACUUCCAGUCUGACAAAAUUAUGCCACAUCUAAAAAUCCAUUGGUGUUUUAGGUUAAUAUGCUUAAUGUUAUAUUUGAUUUGAAACACAAACUGACAUAGUGUUCUAAUCGAUCAUUAUUAUGGCAUUCAUGAAAGUGGUCAAAUCUGUUGGUCUCAUCUUUUUCCAGACGGCUCCAGAUGGUUGGAAGAACUCAGUUCGACACAAUCUUUCUUUGAACAAAUGCUUUGAAAAGGUAGAGAAUAAACUUAGUGGGUCCUCACGUAAAGGUUGUCUUUGGGCUCUGAAUCCAGCCAAGAUUGAUAAGAUGGAAGAGGAGAUGCAGAAAUGGAAAAGGAAGGAUCUGCCUGCCAUCCGUAGAAGCAUGGCAAAUCCAGGUAAUAGGCCAUUAUUAGAGAUUGAUAUGCUGGUGGACCCCAAGCAGCUAGAAAGAUGUAAUUAAUGUUUUGGAUGUUUUAUUUCCCACAAGACCUAUUUAGAAUCUUAUAGCUCCCAGUAAAAUAUUGUGAAUCCCAACCUUCAGCACACUGAUGUUUGAAUAAAAUAUGUGUUCCCAUCAUUAACGUUUAGAUGAUUUUAGAGCAGUUCUAACUAUCAUUGAUAUAUAAACUAUUGGUCACGUCUCUCUACAGACUUGUUCCAGUCACAAAAAUUUAUUUUGCCAUAUUUUUCUUUCUAGAUGAGCUUGACAAACUGAUUAUGGACAGGCCAGAGAACUGCAAAGCUCCAAGCAAAUUAACGGAAUUGGACUUACCACCAAUGUCAAACAUGGCGAAUAUUCCCGGGAGGAUUCCCAUGGCCCAGCUCCACCCACAUCCUAUCAUGACAUUGUCCUUACAGUCCAUUCCACUACAUCAUCACAUCCAAACUCAGUCCAGAAUAGCAUCAAGUUCUCCAGCUCCAGCCCAGAGCCCUCCAAUCCACACAGUGCCAGACAUGACUCAUAGCCCAAUGCACCAGCACAUCAUGAACAGGGCUGUAUCUGACUUCCUCAACCUUAACUCGGAUGUGAACACAGAGGUGGAUUGUCUAGACCCAAGUAUUAUGGACUUCGCUCUACAAGGUAAAAUUUGUGAACAGUUUGUAUCAAUCAUAUUGUGUGUGUCAUGUAGUUCAUUAAAAAAAAAUGGAAGUAAUUUAGUCCACUUUCCAUUGCUUCAUAGCUUUAAACCAAAACCUGCAUCACAUGCCUCACAUUUUCCUCUUUUAUCUUAUCAUUUAGAGCAGUGUUCUCCAACCCAGUCCUCAUGGACCACAAACAGUCCAGGAUUUAUGUAUUUCCCUGUUUUAUUCCAAUGGAGAUACUGAUAAAACCAGUCCAUGAGGACUGGGUUGGAGAGCACUGAUUUAGAGCCAUUGUUGUGUGCAUGCUUUACAAGCAUUAUUCCUAAAAGGGUUGCUAAACUGAACAUCUGACUUUACAUUUUCAUUGUCAAGCAUUAUAUAGCACCCCGUCUGUGAACAGCCUUCCAAAUAGUGCAAAGUGAUAUAGUUUAAAAUGUAUUUUUCACUGUUACUUUAAAUGUACACAUUACAGUUUUUGUAUUCAUUCAUAUUCAUUAGAUGCAAACUUACUAUCUCACUUCCAUUCAUUUAAUUAUUACACAUUGUAUGUAAACCAUUAUCAUACUUCUAAUCAUAUUGGAUAACCUUCUUCCAGGAAAUAUAUGGGAAGAAAUAAAGGAUGAGAGUUUCAAUCUGGACACUUUGGGUGCCUUCACCAAUUCUCCUCUGCAGCUAUCCGACUGUGACUUGGGAACCAUUGGUCUAACACCCGUGUCCAACAGUAGUGACCAGUCAUUCUCGGACUUUCAAGUCACCAGUCUAUACACCACUUAUGCCAAGCUGGACAAUGUGCCACCUUCUCAGUGUGUGACAGGACCUGGCAAUAAGCCCAUCGCCCUUCUCUAAGACACCUGCUACGGGAACCAGAGACCCCAUAACUACAUGUCUAUGGACCAAGAACUCUAUGCUCCCAGAACUGAAUCCUGUUAAUACAUGAUCCUUAUGGCUGCAGGCUAGCUUUAGGGAUAUACCAAAAGUGACACACAGUGUGUUCACCUAAAAUAUUAUGACUCAUUCUUCUGGAUUUGCCAAAUUUUUGAUGUCCAAAAUAUUCAAAACAUUCAUCAUUCAACAUUCAAUGCUCGUGUGCAAGACAAAAUUUCCUGUUUACACAAACAACUGAUUUACGUUGGCAGUUCUGUCAUUACAACUUUUCAGAGCAACACUGUAUUAAACUUCAUUUCACAAACACUGAUUUGUGAACAGACUGGUCAGUUCAAGGUGAAUAUGUCUCUUGAAUUUCAACGAAAUUUGUUUGUUUGUUGCUUUGUCAAUUUAAGAACUAUUUAUAUAUAUCCUGCUGAGGAUUAGAUAGAGUGCACUACUGAAAAAUCCUUCCUCACCAGCUGAUGGUGAUAUAUGUGACUACAUGAUUACUGAAUUCUGAGCCCUAUAUUGGACAUGCUACACAUAAAAGGACCACAACCGAAAUCAAUAAAACUGGACUGUUUCUUUAUGCUACUUUGUUGGCACAGCACCCUGAACCUUCAGGGCAAUUAUGUUCAGGUAAUUUAUAGUUAAUAUUAG